AUGGCUCGAGGUGGGCGGCAUUCGCCUCCAAGCGCACACCACCUGGGGGUCUAUGCAGUGAUCGAGGCACAGGGCGGCGGCUUCAGGUUAUGGACAGCGCGCGAGAACAGGGACGGGAGCAUCGCUACCCUCGCCCUUGCCAGUGGGCGGCAGACGGCAGCUGGUCAAGCUCAAGUUGAUCGAUCUCCUGCAGGGCCCAAGCCCAUCUCCACGGCCGAGGCAUGGCCGAGGUGUAAAUAA
This is a messenger RNA of Gaeumannomyces tritici R3-111a-1, 240 nucleotides long. RefSeq lists its product as hypothetical. The transcript is spliced from 2 exons. Bases 1 to 240 code for a protein of 79 amino acids. The record is from RefSeq and is a predicted model, not a curated record. NCBI's taxonomy places the organism in Eukaryota, Fungi, Ascomycota, Sordariomycetes, Magnaporthales, Magnaporthaceae.